Molecule: messenger RNA, 3255 nt
Organism: Scedosporium apiospermum
Lineage: Eukaryota; Fungi; Ascomycota; Sordariomycetes; Microascales; Microascaceae
Exons: 8
Coding region: 1-3255 (1084 amino acids)
Biological process (GO): cell division; regulation of DNA-templated transcription; mitotic sister chromatid segregation
Cellular component (GO): MIS12/MIND type complex
Molecular function (GO): DNA-binding transcription factor activity
Source: RefSeq, a predicted model, not a curated record
AUGGCAGCCUCGCGGGAUGCCUCAGCGGUGGCGGACUCCAAGUCGCCCAGACUCUCCAACACUGAGUCCUCGUCACAGCAAGACCCGUCUUCCGAUGUAAAGAAGUCCGAUGCAGCUACGAAGCCUGAUGGGUCGACGGGUGAUGUGUCAAAAUCUCUUGGGCCUCCUCCGCGGCCUGUAGAACAAGGGACCAAUACCCCCGACUACUUCUCGAGCCAGGUUGGAGGGUCUCUGAGUCUCGAGCCUAAUCCAUUCGAACAAUCAUUCGGCGGCGGCGGCCAGCCUGAGACGCCGGGAGGCACCAAGCUUCCCUCGGUCGCCGCCUUGACAUCGCCAUCGUCCAUGAUUCCCGGCAGCGGUGCUACCCCGUUCAACUGGGCCGGUGGAUCUCUUCGAAGUGGCCCCCUGAGCCCUGCGAUGCUAUCUGGACCGGCUAACGAUUACUUCGGCGAUACUCAUCACAUCCGGGGAGGCUUUCCUACUCCAAACGAGUCUUCCUUACGGACUGGACUUACACCGGGAGGCAGUGGCUCCAUGUUCCCCGCGCCUAGUCCCAACCCCGCCCUUCUGGCACUGACGGGUGGCGGCGCCACGCCCAGCACUCUAGAGUUUCAUCGCACCGCGAUAAGUGCUGCUGCGAAGCGCGAGAUGCAGAACGCUGCGCAAGCCCAGCCCCUCCCUCCCACAUCCCAACCUAUUGAGGUACAAAGCAAUGUGACAAAUACGGCGGUAAAAGCAGAACCUCGGGCUAGCGGGCCCUUUGAUCCUCAUGAUAAUGAUGCUGCAAAUGGACUUUUCAUGUUGGCGCAGGGCAGGAAUGGAGCCCCGAAUCCCACAAGCUUCCCUGUUACAUCCCAACCCCAAGUCCACGCUCAUCCCGCUCCCGCGCCACCGAAGCCUGCCACAAAUGUCUCGCCCCAGAUAGCUACCGUAAAUGGUAAUUCUGGCGCGCCUGGAUCGACUCGUGGCUCGAGCGAGACUGGUAGCACAGGCUCUGAUGACAAUGAGCAGCCGUCGCGGCCAGCUGGUAGAGGCAAGGGCAAAAGGAACACAGCCAACGGCUCCGCUGCUACUAAUGGUCGGCGGAAGGCCGAGGACUCCGCGACUAAAGGUUCUGCUAAGAAGGCGAAGACUGCAGCUGCUGCCAUGAGUGCGGAUGAUGGAGACUCGGAUGACGAUGAAAUGAAUCAAAAUUCUAAGUCCAAGGACGAAUCUGGAUCGAAGUCUAAAAUGACAGACGAAGAGAAACGUCGUAACUUUCUGGAGCGAAAUAGGGUGGCUGCACUGAAAUGUCGCCAACGGAAAAAGCAAUGGCUUGCUAGUUUGCAGUCAAAGGUUGAGCUAUUUAGCAACGAGAACGAGGCUCUCACCGCCCAGAUUGCCCAGUUGCGGGAAGAAGUUGUCAACUUGAAGACACUACUCCUGGCUCAUAAAGACUGUCCAGUUACUCAACAACAGGCUUCACUGCAUGGGCCAUACAUGCAAGUUGUUGAACCCUAUAACGGCCCGAUGAACCCUUACGGCAUGGCGGCACCUCCGAUGCCAAAUCAGCCAGUGAUGGCAGACCAAGCGAAGAAGGCCGGCAACCACAGCGCAACCCCCCAUCGCGAUCCCCAGCAUACGAGCGCAUCCUCACAACCGAUCGAAUCCGAAGAACAACCCGAAUUGAGAUUCUCUAUCGCGUUCUCCACCUUCGUAUCGACGCGAUUUGGGCACAUCUCCGGUUCACUCGAUAACGGACGCGUCGUGGUGUGGAAGAGGAAGAGGACGAAAUCGAAUUACCGCGGACAGACGUGGGACUCGACCUACACGACGAACGAACAACGGGCGAAUGCUUUGCGCUCGAUAUAUCACAUCGUCGAAUUUAACUCGGAUAUUGAGCGGCGGAAGAGCAAGCGUCUCGCUGGCCGUUUUUCGGUGCGCGCAUCCAUAGCCCUAUACGACGAGCAAGAUGGAGACUUCAAGUUUUUGCGCGCAUCCAAGCGUCCAAGGACGAGCGAUGUGGUGGAAGAGGGACCUUCCCAGCCCGCCCCGGCGACCCAACCGAGAAGAUCGAACCGAGCGAAGCAGACCAAGGAGGCCGCACCUCCCAAGGCGCCAGCAGAAGAGCCCGCUCCGAAGCGGAGAUCGGCGCGACGGAAGGCGAGCGUAGAUGCUUCUGAGGAUGCGGCGACAUUAGUGGUACCGAAGAGACUGACCAGACGAAGUACACGACACACACCGGCAACAGUGGAGGAGGAACCGCAAGCCAACGGCGCGCCAGUCGAUGACGAUGAUCGGAUGGAUAUUAUUGGCGGAACACCAGUGCAACCACCAACGAGUACAGAUGAGGAGGAUGUGAGGAGAGUGGCGCUGCCCAUGAGCGACACGCCCGUUAUUAACCGGAAUAAGGAGAUGCGCAAAAAGGCUGGUGGGGGUAAUAGGCGGAGCAGUUUAGGGUCACGAGGAAGGAGGGCCAGCUCACUCAUCGAGAUGGGACACACGGCGUUACCACACAAGGAAGUGGAUGCCUCCGAGUUCUACAAACAUAUCGAAUCGGAGGGAUUGCCCGAGCCGAGGCGGAUGAAGCAGCUCUUAACCUGGUGUGGUGAGAGGGCGCUCUCUAAGAAGCCACCCCUUGGGUCUAGGAACUCAGGUGCCGUAUUGGGAGCCCGAGCGAUACAAGACCAACUAUUGAAGGACUUCCAAUCAAAGUCGGAGUUCUCGAAUUGGUUCGAUAGAGAAGAUGUCCCGGCGGUGGAGGCGGUGAAGCAACCAAACCCGAGAAACGUCGAACAUGCGCAAAAAAUUGAACAAUUAGAAGAGAAAAUCAAAAGGUUACGAGAGCAAAAGAAGAUGUGGCUAUCACUAAAGAAGAUUGGACCCGAUACCGAACCCUUAUUCCCUGAGAGCAGCCAUGGCACUCAAUUACCCCCACCCGAUGAAUCCCUCCUCGAUCCUACCGAGACCCAAAUGCUUCAAUCAUUAACAGGAAAGGAAUCCUCAUUCGAGCAACUACACGCGGAGACGACGAGCCGCAUACAAGCCAUCCAGUCCAAGCUACGGUUUAGGAUCGACGUCCUCGCGGAUAGUGUGCACAAACUCGAGCAGAGGGUAGCGACAGCGGGACGCGAGGCGGACAGGGUCCUUUCCCAAAGUGCGGUGCGGCUAAAAGAGAGGGAAGAGAGGGAGAAGAAGGCAGCCGGGACGAAGGACUUGCCGAUCAUGGAGGUGGUCAGAAGUCUUGGGCGAAUACUCCCCGAAGGCGACGGUUGA